GGCGGGCGGCUCGCAGCGGCGGCACGAUGCCCGUGCGCCUCGCCACGGCGCUGCGUGUGAUCGGGACCAGCUUCUUCGCCCUGCUGGUGCUGGGGGGCAUCCUGGCCGCCUACGUCACCGGCUACCAGUUCAUCCACACCGAGAAGCACUACCUGUCCUUCGGGCUGUACGGCGCCAUCCUGGGCCUGCACCUCUUCAUCCAGAGCCUCUUCGCCUUCCUGGAGCACCGGCGCAUGCGGCGCGAGGGGCGGCCGGUGAAGGUGCCGCGCGCCGUGGCCCUGUGCAUCGCGGCCUACCAGGAGGACCCCGAGUACCUGCGGAAAUGCCUGCGCUCCGUGAAGCGCAUCUCCUUCCCCGACCUGCGCGUGGUGCUGGUGGUGGACGGCAACGGCCCCGACGACAUGUACAUGCUGGACAUCUUCCGCGAGGUCAUGGGCUCCGACGGUGCCGGCUGCUACGUCUGGAAGAGCAACUUCCACGCGCGCGGCGAGGGCGAGACGGAGGCCGGGCUGCGGGAGGGCGUGGACCGCGUGCAGCACCUGGUGCGCGCCAGCCCCUACGCCUGCAUCAUGCAGAAGUGGGGCGGGAAGCGCGAGGUGAUGUACACGGCCUUCCGCGCGCUCGGUGACUCCGUCGACUACAUCCAGGUGUGUGACUCGGACACGGUGCUGGACCCCGCCUGCACGGUGGAGAUGCUGCGUAUCCUGGAGGACGACCCCCGCGUGGGUGGCGUCGGCGGAGACGUCCAGAUCCUGAACAAGUACGACUCGUGGAUCUCGUUCCUGAGCAGCGUGCGGUACUGGAUGGCCUUCAACGUGGAGCGGGCCUGCCAGUCCUACUUCGGCUGCGUGCAGUGCAUCAGCGGGCCGCUGGGCAUGUACCGCAACGCCCUGCUGCAGCAGUUCCUGGAGGACUGGUACCACCAGACCUUCCUGGGCAGCAAGUGCAGCUUCGGGGACGACCGGCACCUCACCAACCGCGUGCUGAGCCUGGGCUACCGGACCAAGUACACGGCCCGCUCCAAGUGCCUGACGGAGACGCCCACGCGCUACCUGCGCUGGCUCAACCAGCAGACGCGCUGGAGCAAGUCGUACUUCCGGGAGUGGCUGUACAACGCGCUGUGGUUCCACAAGCACCACCUGUGGAUGACCUACGAGUCCGUGGUCACCGGCUUCUUCCCCUUCUUCCUCAUCGCCACCGUCAUCCAGCUCUUCUACCGGGGCCGUGUCUGGAACAUCCUCCUCUUCCUCCUCACCGUGCAGCUGGUCGGCAUCGUCAAGGCCACCUACGCCUGCUUCCUGCGGGGCAACGCCGAGAUGAUCUUCAUGUCCCUCUACUCCCUGCUCUACAUGUCCAGCCUGCUGCCCGCCAAGAUGUUCGCCAUCGCCACCAUCAACAAGUCGGGCUGGGGCACUUCGGGCCGCAAGACCAUCGUGGUCAACUUCAUCGGGCUCAUCCCCGUCUCGGUGUGGGUGGCCGUGCUGCUGGGGGGCCUGGCCUACACUGCCUACAGCCAGGACCUGUUCAGCGAGACGGAGCUGGCCUUCCUCAUCUCGGGCGCCGUCCUCUACGCCUGCUACUGGGUGGUGCUGCUCAUGCUCUACCUGGCUAUCGUGGCCCGGCGCUGCGGGAAACGGCCGGAGCAGUACGGGCUGGCCUUCGCCGAGGUGUGAGGGAGCAGGGGCAGAGCGGGGCAAGUGCAAUGGGCAGGGAGGGGAGGGAUGAGAGGGGAGAUGUGGGGGGCUCCGUCCCGCUCGGGCUUCAGUUUUUGUUGUGGGUUUUUGCGUUGCCGUCCAAGGGCUGAGAUGAGGCCGGGAGGAGCCUGGGGCCGCGUGGAGAUGCGCCCCGCAGAGCUGCCGCGGCUCCGGUGCUGGAGGAAGCGAGGCGGCCUCCCUGGAGGAGGGUUGGAGGCCAGGUCCUGGCCGUGCCUCCCCGGUGGGGCCCGCUGGACGACGCUUCCCCGUGCUGCGGUGCAAAUGCCUCACGUGCCCCCCGGCCCCGGGCGCUCGCGGGAGAGGGCCUGAGUGGAUUUACACAGAACCAGCGCGAGCUGACAAAGGCUCGUGGGGCACGGCAGGGCCCCCCCGGAGGCGCUGGCGCCUGGCUCUGCCCGCGGGAGACGGGGACAGGCAGAGGGUGGAUUAGCAGCGGCUGGGCCCGCGCAGAGCUGGGCUUUGCCGGUGUCAGGCUUCUGCGGCGCUGCAUCCCCAGGCAGGAAGGUGUCUUCAGACGUCGUGUCCUCCCUGCCGCCUCGGGCACCCCUCGCCCCUCGCGGUGCAGAGCGGGGCUGGCAAUCCUGUGGUGCUUUAUGGGAGGCACCCACCGUCCUUCCCAUGGUGCUUCAUCUCCAGCACGGCAGCCCUGGGCACGGCCAACCCUGAGGGCACGGGGCAGCUGGCUGUCCCCAGUGCCACGGGCUGAGCCCAAGCCGUCUCCACCGGCACUGCCAGCCAGAGGUGCUCCCAGCUCUGCUCCUGCGUGGGCCCUGGGCCGACUGGCACCCCCAGCCCUUGCGGUGCCCUCGUACUAAUGAAUCUACCAGCAGUGCUGCCUACAAGAGCCAUAACUUCCCGCUGCUCCCCAGGGGCAGGGCUGUCCAUGGGGGUUGCUGCCCUGCAGUUUCCCUCCAGCUGCCUCCGCCCUGGCCAGCCGGCGCUCCCAGGAGGAGCACGUGCCGAUCCAAGCCACGGGCCCAUGGUGCUCGUACCGUACCCGUCCAUCCUUUGUCCAGAAGCUGUGAUCAGUGGCAGCGGGGCCCGGGGCUUCCCCACCGCGCGUGUCCUGCAGCCGGGUGGGAGGUGCUGGGGUGCAGGGGCUCAGCGCAGCCCCGAGGCUGGGAACCGCCCUGGUGCCGCUGAGUGGCUGAUCCCAUCCCCGGCUGGGCUGUCCAGGCCCCCGGUGUAACAGCAGAGCCCGGCCCAGCCAGGCUUUGCCUGGCUCCGGGGCUGUGGCAGAGCAGGGGCCCACACUGGCGUGCCUCCAGGCCUGCCACCCCUGCAGUCACCGUACUGGUGUGGGGCUGUGCCCAGUGUAUCCGCAGAGCUCCCGGCAAGGUGAGGCUGGGACCACACCGCCCGAGGCAGAGAGCGAGGAGCAGCCAGGACCCAGGACACGGAGGGGCUGGGCAUGGGCAGGGAAGGCCUGCGUCCUGCUCUCCAGCCCCUGCACCCUGCCGGCCGGGGUGGAGCUUUGCCGGUGCGCUUCCUUCAGCCAAAGACCUCGGGGGAGCAGAGAGACCCUGCCCAAGACCCAGCUGCAGGACCUCCCCUGCCUGCCAGCAGCCUGGGCCUUGCCAGCCCCCUUCCUGGGGCAGGGUCUCCAGUGGUGUCACCGCAAUGCAGCCACUGCAAUGCAACCUCCCCAGGGCAAGCUGCGCUGGCCCUGGGUACCUGGUGCUGUGCCAGCUGCCCCCCAGGCCCAGUGGGCUCAGGGCAGUGUUGUCGGCUCGUGGCUGCCGGUCAGCUCUGGCUUGCAGGGGACAGGGUCCCCGCUCAGGGUUCGAGUCCCGCUGGGUGGGGCAGGGGCUGCAGCGCGGGCUCCAGCAGGCACCGUGCCUCCGUUGUUCGGCUGGUCCCUGCCAGCUGGGCUCUGGUGCUGGCUCCAUGCAGCUGGCAGGGAGGGAGCUGGCCCUGACCAGCCCGCGACAGGUGCCGGCCGGCAGAGGGAACAGCCCCCCGUCCACACACGUACUCCAGGCUGGCCGCUCCAUGCCCGCUUUUCAGGGCAAAAACCUUUCUACCGUUGCGCGCUGGGAUUUUUUUAUUUAAUACCAGGUUUUUAGACGCCUUUUGUAGCUCUCGGGCAUUUCCACUGACGCCGAGUGUUUGUAAAGCUAUUUAUUUUUUACCUGCGUUUUUUCAUAUUUUGGAAGGUCUGUUUUUAUAUCCCGACGGGUUUGUCACAAUAAAGACACUUGCACACGG
Alligator mississippiensis (American alligator) is the source of this 3923-nucleotide messenger RNA. It is a transcript of the gene HAS3, whose product is annotated as hyaluronan synthase 3. Bases 27 to 1673 code for a protein of 548 amino acids. Gene Ontology annotation, molecular function: hyaluronan synthase activity. NCBI's taxonomy places the organism in Eukaryota, Metazoa, Chordata, Crocodylia, Alligatoridae. The record is from RefSeq and is a predicted model, not a curated record. Gene Ontology annotation, biological process: hyaluronan biosynthetic process; extracellular matrix assembly. The transcript has 4 exons.